Molecule: messenger RNA, 852 nt
Organism: Notodromas monacha
Lineage: Eukaryota; Metazoa; Arthropoda; Ostracoda; Podocopida; Cyprididae
Source: the annotation of a GenBank genome assembly
AACAGUCAUGGUGGAACUUCUACGAGCAUUUGCGAAACGGGAAGUACCGACAGCGUCGACGAUGAGGAGGAAAAGCAACCUAAAGGAUGUUGGAGCGUCCUCUAUGCGUGGCCACGGAAAAAGAAGGCCACGCUUAUUUCGCUCGCUGUGCUGGAGUUCACUGCCGCCGCUUGCCUCGCGCUGUUGGCUCCGUUCUUCCCGGUUGAGGUGGAAAGUAGAGGAUUAUCUGACACAGUCUCGGGAAUGGUCUUCAGCUGCUACGGUUUCGUGAUGUUCGUGGCCUCGCCCAUUAUCGGUCGCUACAUCAUACCCCGAAUUGGACUACAGUUCGUUUUCCUGUCAGGCUGCCUGUUCACAGGAACUUGCAGCAUACUAUUUGGGCUCCUUGACGAUGUGACUGACAAGGAGGCAUUUGUGACCCUGGCAUUCAUUGUCAGGUCAGCCAAGGCACUCGGAGCAGCAGCUUUCUCGACAGCAUCGUUCACCUAUGUUGCCCACGGGUUUCCUGAGAGUCUUGGUGCCAUGAUGGGUACGUUGGAAACCUUCUCUGGGCUGGGGUUAACCCUUGGUCCCGUUAUUGGAGGUGGACUGUACACUGUGAGUGUUUCAACUCCGCUUGGGGGUUACAAACUGCCGUUUUUCGCCAUGGGAACCCUGCUGCUGAUGACGAUUCCAAUCAACUACAAGCUGCUGCCCAAGAUAGCUGCUAGUGACAGAAGAUCGAGACUUUUGCUAAACUCCAGUAAGUGGAAAUGCAGCUGCAUCAGGGCUGCCAUGGUGGCUUGUGUUGCAGCAGCGACUGGUACAGCUGCUGAUUCUUUCAUUGAUCCCAUAUUUGAGCCUUAUUUGAAG